This is a messenger RNA of Caretta caretta (loggerhead turtle), 2810 nucleotides long. RefSeq names its product glycerophosphodiester phosphodiesterase domain containing 2 (gene GDPD2). The record is from RefSeq and is a predicted model, not a curated record. Gene Ontology annotation, biological process: lipid metabolic process. Gene Ontology annotation, cellular component: plasma membrane. Lineage: Eukaryota; Metazoa; Chordata; Testudines; Cheloniidae. Gene Ontology annotation, molecular function: glycerophosphodiester phosphodiesterase activity.
GCUCCGGAGCAGGGAGAACGAGGGACAGGCCUGAGCCCCAGCGUGCCCCACCUGCCAGCGGGGAGACAAGAAGGCCAGAGCAGGAGGCCUGACCCCCCCAGUGCGGUGCUGGGGACGCAGACCCGCCGCAUGGCGAAGAGCCCCGGCUGCCGCUGCCCCGGCUGUGCCAUCGGCCUGCUCGGCCUGUACAGCUGCCGCUGGGCCAGGGACCAGAGGAAAGGCCUGAGAACCACCAAGUGUGACUGUGGCUGGUUGUUCUUCCUCUUCUGCGCCUGCCUCUUCACGCUUGUAUGGCUGUACCAUGCCCUCAUCAUCCUCAAUGACUUCCACAACCUCAACGAGUUCCUCUUCAGACAGACGCAGUGGUGGGUAGACUGGUCCAUGCCCCUGCUCGGAGUCACGGUGCUGCUGGUCACGUAUUCGGCCCUGCUGCUGGUUCUUGCUCUGUGCCUGCAGCUCUGUGGCCAGCCCUUGAAGUUACAUUGUGUGCACAAGUGCCUGCUGAUCCUCACCACCCUGGUCGUGGCCGCAGCCUUUGUCGCGCUCGAUGUGAAGUGGGCUGAGCAGUGGCAGAGCGCACGCAUCUCUCUGCAGGCGACGGGCCCCUUCCUGCACAUCGGAGCCGUGGCAGGCAUGACACUGCUCGCCUGGCCUGUGGCUGACUGCUCCUCUCGUACUCGCUGUGCAGCCCCCAAGGUACUGCUUCUGCUGGUGUAUUUUGGUGUUGCAGCUGCACUGUACCUGGCUCCCCUGAUGAUCUCCUCCCCCUGCCUCAUGGAGGAGAGCCAGCUGCCCCCCAAACCAGCGCUGGCUGGGCACCGCGGGGCCCCCAUGCUGGCUCCAGAGAACACCCUGAUGUCGUUCCGGAAGUCAGUGGGCUGUGACGUGCGUGUGUUUGAGACCGAUGUCCUGGUGAGUGCUGAUGGGAUCCCCUUCCUCAUGCAUGACGAGACGCUCACCCGGACCACAAACGUGCGAGAGGUGUUCCCUGCCCGGGCCACCAUGAACGGCACGACCUUUAACUGGACUGAUCUCCAGCAGCUCGACGCCGGCAGCUGGUUCCUGCAGAAGAACCCGUUCCGCUCGGUGCAGGGCCUCUCCAGCGAGGAGAAAGGCCAGGCGAGGACACAGAAGAUUCCGACCCUGCAGCAGGUGCUGCAGGAGGCCAAGCAGCACAACGUCUCCAUCAUGUUCGACCUCCGGCCCGAGAACCACACGGACUACCAGAGCUUUGUUAACGUCACCGUGGAGACCAUCCUCCAAUCGGGCAUCCUGCCGCAGCUGGUUCUCUGGCUGCCUGACGGGUUCAGGGAGCAGGUCAGACGGCAGGCACCAGGCUUUCAGCAAAUCUACGGUCUGAAGAGCAGCUGGAAUGAAACAGAGUCUCCGCUGCGUGUGAACCUGCCAUACCAGGACAUCAGCACGGAGGAGAUUGGCCGGUAUCGCCAGGACAACGUCUCCAUCAAUCUGUAUGUGGUCAAUGAGCCCUGGCUCUUCUCCGUGCUGUGGUGCGCAGGGGUCGGCUCCGUCACCACCAACGCUUGCCAGGUGCUCAAGGAGAUGAAGCGCCCUCUCUGGCUGCUCCCCCGCAGCACGUACCUGAUGGUCUGGAUUGUGACAGACUGCGUCUCCUUCCUCCUGAUCCUCUCUGCCUUCCUCCUGCUGCAGAAAUGCUCCAGGAGAAAAGAACCGGCAGGGUCCAAGACAGACGUACUGCUAACGAAGAUUAACAGCCUCAUGCAGGAAUGAUGGCCAGCCCCCGCAGUGCCUGGUGGUGGAGGGGUUUGAGCUGGGCACGGUGGUGUUUAGCAGGGAGCACCCAGACUUGCUUCUGCCAGCCUUGAAUGCCCUUUCCUCUGCAGGGCCCUUUCCAGGCCGUGGGCUCCCCACAAACCCUCAGUCUCUGCCCUGUUCUGCUGGGGCUGGGUUUAUCCUGCCCCCAUGGGCACAUCUCCCCUGCAGGUCAGGGGCCUGUGCAGAAACCCCCUCGGUGAUGGGUCUGUCCUGGAGUAGGCAGGCAUGUGUUCACCUGCCCACGGGGGCAGAGCUGGGGGUGGACACCAAGACCUUGGCCUUGCAGCCUCCUGGGGCUGUGGGAACAGAUACUGUCCUGGAGGCUGCUUGCUAGACCAGCUGGGAUUCUCCUUGGUCAUACCCUGCUGGGCAGGGACUGGUGCAGCUGCUGCUGAUGUGAACUGACUUUUCCUGUCUCCUGAAGCAUGGCUGCAAAGAGACUGCUAGAGGUGGGAGGGGAGCCUGGAGGGUUUCGUUUACAGGGAGCCAGGUUUAAAGAGCUCCUGGCCUUGUGCCAUUGGGGAGCCUAGGACUAGUCUGGGGAAAGGUGAAGGGGCAGGAGUGCAUCACAGGCCCAGUCAGCUGGGCUGCAGCGUGGGGAUCUUAGUGCAGCAGGAUGGAGACGAAGGGUCCCUCACAGAGCAGAGGAAGCCAUUAUCCUGGGUGAGGCUUUGGCACUGGCCUCUAGGCAGGCAUGCAGGAGGCAGCAGUAGGCCCAGCCCCAUGAGACCCCGACCCUCCUUGUCCAGUGGCAGAGAUGGGGUUCAGCUUUGGAUGGAGGGGAUCGUGUGGGGGGCUGUCUUUCCAGAGAGAACACAGGUGCUGGGUGAAGGCCCCCAAAGCACCACCCUGGACUGGGUGUGGAGCUAUUCUGCUGGGUGGGGGGUGCUGGGGCAUGAAGCAGCGUGGCCUCUCCAAGAUCUCUUUGCUGCAGAGGUCUCAGCAGCAUGCGUCUGUUUUACUUGUUCUUAAUUAUGUAUGUUAAUAAACUGACCCAACCGGAUAAAAAGACUGAA